Exophiala xenobiotica is the source of this 756-nucleotide messenger RNA. RefSeq lists its product as uncharacterized. Lineage: Eukaryota; Fungi; Ascomycota; Eurotiomycetes; Chaetothyriales; Herpotrichiellaceae. Bases 1 to 756 code for a protein of 251 amino acids. The record is from RefSeq and is a predicted model, not a curated record. The transcript has 2 exons.
AUGUCAACAGAAGACUCAGAUACAGUUGCAUUCUCGUACAUUGGCACUGCAGAAACAAUAUUUGAUCUCAAAAUACUUGGGGACUUUUGCGCCACCAAUGCUCCCCGGACGAGACGCGUGGUUCAGGAAGAAUACAACCGGCAGUUCUCAAACGGAGUCAAUUUUACUUUCAUACAGUGCGGAGAGGAUGUUCUCACACCACCCAUGGAUUGGCUGGGAGAUGGUGAAGACGAUGCCGGUACUUUCAAAGUCUUCCGACCUCAAGAAGCUGACAACCCUUAUGUUCAACUCAAAGUCGGCCGGAUAAGUAGAGGCGAGAAAGUCUUUGAGCUCCACGUGUUUUACAGGCACUUGAAAGUCACUACUGGCUAUAUUGGGCUAUUGAAUAUCAUGAUCAAACUGGAUGUGCCGUUUAUUAUCCGAGAAUUGCUCCUUUUCAGAUGUAAGGCACACGCAGCGUUGAGUGAAGUAUACGAAAGUCAUCUCGCACAAGACUCCGUAACUUCUCUAAACCAUUACCUCCAACAAAUGCGGGAUUUAGAGGAGCUCUUAGGACGGCGAAGCUUCGAAGACGAGACCGUGCUCCUUACCAAAGUUGAAAGUGUCUACAGAUUGUCUGGAAGUAUUCAUUUCCUCAAAGCUUUCGUCUCGGUAUCCACCACUCGCUCGAAGCCGGCAGGCCGUGAGCUUGCCUAUACAAUAAGGGAUGACAAUAUUGUCGACAUGGAUAAUUUGUAUUGUGAAUGGGCCGGAUGA